AUUUCCUCUGAUCUGCGCAUUCCUCAUUCUCUCCUUAUUUUCUCUCUGUUUUCCUCUCUGCUUUCCAGCUGCUUUAGAUUGGUUCAACCAUGUUGAGUGUCAACGCCGCUCAUAAUAUCGUCGGCAUCAUUGGGAAUGUCAUCUCCUUCGGCCUUUUCCUCUCUCCAGUUCCAACAUUUUGGCGUAUCAUUAAGAAGAAGGAUGUGGAGGAGUUUCAGCCAAUUCCUUACUUGGCAACUGUUCUGAACUGCCUCUUCUGGGUUUUAUAUGGACUCCCCAUUGUUAAAAAGGAUAACAUCCUUGUCUUCACCAUCAACUUGUUUGGCUUCAUAGUUGAGAUGAUCUACGUCGGCAUUUACCUCCUUUACUCUGAGAAGAAGAAGCGAAAUAGAGUCCUCCUUAUCCUUGGGGGUGAAUCUGUUUUUUUUGUGGUCAUGGUUCUCAUCGCCAUGCUGGCUUUUAAGUUCAAGAAUAGGGCACUGUUUGUGGGGAUCAUAUGUGAUGUCUUCAACAUUAUCAUGUAUGGUUCCCCUCUUGCUGUCUGGAGGAAGGUUAUUAUGACCAAGAGUGUUGAAUACAUGCCGUUCUUUCUCUCCUUGGCUGGUUUUGCUAAUGGCUGCAUUUGGACAACUUAUGCCCUCAUCAAAUUUGACCUCUUCAUCCUGAUUAGCAAUGGCCUUGGUGCUAUCCUUGGUGGUAUUCAGUUGAUUUUGUAUGCCUGCUACUACCCUUCAACUCCCAAGAAGAACAAGGGCAAAGAUGCUGGAAAGCCAUCUGAGGUGCAGCUCGCGGGUCAAAAUGCAGUCUGAAACCAAUUCCUUCCAUAUUAGGAGAGAGAGCAAAAAUGUUUUCCUUUUGCUUUUUUAAGUUCCUAGCAAGAAUUUUGCAGUUGUUCAUUUAGACUUAACACUAAUAAGGGUUUAAUUUUUUUUUUAAUAGUAUUUCCUAUACUUCUCUGUAGAUAAAGUUUUGCUUUCCUG
This is a messenger RNA of Rubroshorea leprosula, 980 nucleotides long. The record is from the annotation of a GenBank genome assembly. Lineage: Eukaryota; Viridiplantae; Streptophyta; Magnoliopsida; Malvales; Dipterocarpaceae.